UCUCUCAACCCUCCACCACCCCUAUAUAUAUUCAACAACUAUCCUUACCGUUGUACUAAUGUAUUUUACUCUUUUUCUUUCCCAUAUAGUUAGUUAGCCUUUUUUCUUCUUUUCUUUUUUCAAUCAUAUACAUAUAUAUGUCUCCAAUCAGCCCCGAUGAUCUGCACAGGAUUUUCAAGAACCUGGACAAGAACAACAAAGGCCUUGUGAGCACUCAGGAGCUCCACCAUCUUCUUGAGAAAAUCGGAAUACACACAACCUUGGAGGAGCUCGAAAAUUUCGUGGGCCGAACAAGUCUUGAUUACAUAGACUUCUUGUUCUUCUACGAUGCAAUGGUUAAGGCCAGGAUGCAAGAACAAGAAGCCGACGAUGUCCACUCUUCCCAUGAUCACCAUGACAACGACCUUUUCAAGGCUUUCAAAGUCUUCGAUUUGAAUGGCGAUGGCUACAUUUCUUGCGAGGAGCUGCAGAGCGUGUUGUCGAGAUUAGGACUGUGGGACAAGAGGAGUGGCCAAGAUUGUAAAGACAUGAUCCGUGUCUAUGAUGAGAACUCCGAUGGGGUGCUCGAUUUUCACGAGUUUAAAAACAUGAUGUCUGUUCCUCCCACUUCUGAUCAUUCGGAGACAUAAAUGAUUGAUUGAUAUAUAUUUUAUUCACCACGACAUUUAGGAUCAAUAUACAUGACUAUAUACAUAUAGAGAGAGAUGUAUAUCAAGAUUGGCCAGCAUUUUUGGCAGUGUGCUAUUUUCUUCUGUUGGUUUUCGUUUCUUGGUUCAUUUUCUCAUGUAAAUUUGCUUUCUGACAAUCAAUAUAUGUUGCUGGUUAAUGCUGGAUUCAUCA
Messenger RNA from Sesamum indicum (sesame), 840 nucleotides. Its product is annotated as putative calcium-binding protein CML44. Lineage: Eukaryota; Viridiplantae; Streptophyta; Magnoliopsida; Lamiales; Pedaliaceae. The record is from RefSeq and is a predicted model, not a curated record. Gene Ontology annotation, molecular function: calcium ion binding.